This is a messenger RNA of Paramecium sonneborni, 544 nucleotides long. NCBI's taxonomy places the organism in Eukaryota, Ciliophora, Oligohymenophorea, Peniculida, Parameciidae. The record is from the annotation of a GenBank genome assembly.
AUUGAUGUUCAAAAUAUUUAGGCUGAUUGAAACACUUGGUCGAUUCUUGAAAAAACACCCAACAGGAACAGGUAGACGUAUAGCUAUAUCUCCAUUCUUUAAAAAUAUUUUGACAGAAGAUGAAGAAGAAAAUUUCAAAAGACAAGAAAUAUUUUAUGAUCCACAUACGUAAUUUAUAAAUAUAUUAGAGUUAUUAUUUGAGGCAAUAGAAAAUUUAGUCUUAUUAAAACGAACUAAAGUAGAAAAAUCAGAAUGGAUAUAAUUAAAAUGGAUUAUCAGAAUUAGGUAAAUAUUAUUUCAACUCUAUAGUUAUUACAUAAAAAAUGCCAGAAAGAAGUUUAUUAUUACACACAGGGGAUUAUUAAAUUGGUAAAUAAGAAAGCUUUCUUCAUUCAAUUCAGUUAGGUAGAAAAGGAGCUGAAAAUCAUUUUUUUAGUUUAGAUGAUAUUGAAUCAGUUUAUAGCUCUAAUGAUUAGGAUAUACAUUUUGAUAUGUAAUUGUUUAAAAUAUUUUUAGAGAAGACAGCUUAAUUUACCAGCAUUGA